Messenger RNA from Aspergillus wentii DTO 134E9, 403 nucleotides. RefSeq lists its product as uncharacterized. The transcript has a single exon. The coding region runs from base 118 to 354 and encodes 78 amino acids. The record is from RefSeq and is a predicted model, not a curated record. Lineage: Eukaryota; Fungi; Ascomycota; Eurotiomycetes; Eurotiales; Aspergillaceae.
GAGCAUCAGUACAAGUUUCCUAAUUAACACUACGGAGUACUCCGUAUUCUCUCUUCAAGGUAGCCACAUGACUUCAUACACUGACUAAAUAGAGCAUUGACAAAACUGUUUUCUACAAUGCAGAUAGCAAGUCAAUCAAUCCCAGGUUUGUGGCUUAAACUAGCGAUCAUAUGCGAAUUGUCUUCACCGAAAAAAUGGCUCAAGGUGCGGACAAACGGAGAUCAGUGCGCUAGGGCCAAUUGCCCCCUAAUGGUUGCCUUUUUUUUUUUUUUUUUUUGUGCACUUAACCGAUUACCGGUAGUCUUGCGAGCGGCGGAAGAAGAAAUUUCCAAUGGCUGGUUUUGUUGGCAAUGAGACUGCGACGUGGAAGUGAGAUUACUGGUUUAUUGUCAGCAGAAUCAGU